AAAUCUUAGAGAGUUUGAUCCUCUAUUUUACGUUCAGAAUCUCUCUCUCUCUCUCUCAUGGAUCUUCUUACAGUUGCAUAUCUUUUGCUCGUUCCAUGUCUCGUCUUCUUCAUCGCAAGAUGGGUUCUUGAAUGGAGAAACCAGAGAUGCUACAUGCUUCACUACGAGUGCUACAAGGGCAAAGACGAGAUGAAGCUCAACUCCGAGAAAUGCGCUCAGAUCGUGCAGCGGAACAAGAACCUCGGUCUCGAAGAGUACCGGUUCCUCCUCAGAACCAUGGUCAGUUCAGGCAUCGGAGAGGAAACUUACGGCCCAAGAAAUGUGCUCGAAGGCAGAGAGGAGAGCCCUACCCUUCUCGACGCCCUUUCCGAGAUGGACGAGAUCAUAUUCGACACGCUGGACAAUCUUUUCGCCAAGACGGGCGUUUCGCCUUCGGAAAUCGACAUUCUCGUGGUGAACGUCUCGCUCUUCGCGCCGGUUCCUUCGCUUGCUUGCCGGGUUGUAAACCGGUACAAGAUGAGGGAAGACGUCAAGUGUUACAACCUCUCGGGUUUGGGUUGCAGCGCCAGUGUUAUAUCGAUAGAUCUCGUCCAGAGACUGUUCAGAACCCGCAAGAACGCGCUAGCGAUCGUCGUGAGCACGGAAACGAUGGGUCCUCACUGGUACUGCGGUAAAGACAGAUCUAUGAUGCUUUCAAACUGUCUGUUCCGAGCAGGUGGGAGCUCUGUCCUGUUGACAAAUGAUCCGACAAGGAAAGACAAAGCCAUCAUGAAGCUUAAGACAGUUGUCCGCGCGCAUGUCGGAUCUGACGAUGAAGCUUACUCUUGUUGCAUACAAAUGGAGGACAAAGAAGGGUACCAAGGCUUUCUCUUGACAAAAUACUUGAAGAACGCAGCAGCUAAGGCUUUGACAAAGAAUCUCAGAGUUCUGUUACCUAAAGUCUUGCCCAUGAAGGAACUUCUCCGAUAUGCGAUAGCUCGGAGGCUGAAGAAGAAAACGAAAGGCGAAUCCUCGGGCGGGACCGGGAUCGGACUUAACCUAAAAACCGGGUUGCAGCACUUCUGCAUCCACCCCGGAGGAAGGGCAAUCAUAGAAGGAGCUGGUAAGAGCUUAGGACUCAGCGAAUACGACAUCGAGCCGUCGAGGAACGCUCUUCAUAGGUUCGGAAACACGUCCUCGGGCGGGCUCUGGUACGUUUUGGGGUACAUGGAGGCGAAGAAGAGGUUGAAGAAAGGGGACAAGCUUCUUAUGAUAAGCAUGGGGGCAGGGUUCGAAUCGAACAACUGUGUUUGGGAGAUCAUGAAGGAUUUGGAGGGCGGAAACGCGUGGACCGACUCGAUAGAUGGUUACCCCGAGAUGGCGAAAAUCCCGAACCCUUUCAAGGAGAAGUUCGAUUGGAUCAACGACGAUACGCUGAGCUUUGUUCGGAUCUGAUUAAAAACCACAGAGAAGCUUCAAAGAUAUACCGAGUUCUUAUUUUAAUUUUGCUGCAUACAGAAUUUACCUUCGCUGUUUGCCUUGAAAGGCUCUUUCUUGGAUGUACACGUUAG
This is a messenger RNA of Tarenaya hassleriana, 1550 nucleotides long. RefSeq names its product 3-ketoacyl-CoA synthase 19-like. Lineage: Eukaryota; Viridiplantae; Streptophyta; Magnoliopsida; Brassicales; Cleomaceae. The transcript has a single exon. Gene Ontology annotation, molecular function: acyltransferase activity, transferring groups other than amino-acyl groups. Bases 58 to 1434 code for a protein of 458 amino acids. Gene Ontology annotation, biological process: fatty acid biosynthetic process. The record is from RefSeq and is a predicted model, not a curated record. Gene Ontology annotation, cellular component: membrane.